Molecule: messenger RNA, 348 nt
Organism: Gongylonema pulchrum
Lineage: Eukaryota; Metazoa; Nematoda; Chromadorea; Rhabditida; Gongylonematidae
Source: the annotation of a GenBank genome assembly
AUGAGACGAGACGAGCCGAGCCAAAUAGAAAUAUGGUCGAUUUCGUUGAUUUUUUCGUCCGACGCAGGGCAGGUCGCGAUACCAAAUUUAAAGGCAAAUCCUCGUGUGGCGUUCUUUGUGAACGGUGGAGACAUUCGGAAGUAUUCCGAGAACAAAUGCCAAAAUCAGUUCGCCAUUGACAAGUUUGUUGAAUGUCCUCUCAUUCGAGGAUUACUUGCAAACAAGUCAAAUCUGCCAGGAUUACUGGCGGCUUUGACUUCCAAGUACGCAAAUCGUCAAUUCACUAUCGAAAUGAAUGCACAGCUCACCGAAGGAUUGUUUGUUUUACUGGCAGAGCUGAACCCCUGA